AUGGCGUGCUGUUGUGUUAGUGGGUCGUCCCGGGGUCUGGGAAACGCUCACAGAGACCUGUUGUUUCUAGACGAGUUCCUGAUCCCGACCUACACUGCGGCCCGCGCCCCGCCAUCACCACCACCAGCCCCCCGCAAGAACACCCAGCCCUGCCAGGGCACGUCAACAGGAAGCCCAUCCUCUGCGCUGGAUCUCACAGGGAAGAAACGGUUCACAGCCCCCUACAUGAAUUACAUCCAGAAGGACCCCGGGGCCCCCUGCUCCCUGACCGAGGCCCUGGAAUACCUGCAGGUGGACAUCCUGGGCCAGUUGAUGGACAAGGACAUAGCCAAUCACAGACAGCCCCCCAAGAACAAGCCGCACAACAUCACGGUGGUCGCCAUGGAGGGCUGCCACUCGUUCGUCAUCCUGGACUGGGCCCGCCCCUUGAAGGAUGACAUGGUGUCAGGGUACAUGGUCCACAGCGCUUCUUAUGACGACGUCCUCAACAACCGAUGGGCCGCUCUGGACUCACAAGGGACACACUUGGCAGUGGAGAACCUCAAACCAAACUCCAGGUACUACUUCAAAGUUCAGGCCAAGAACGUGUUUGGUUUGGGGCCUGUGAGCGAAACGCUCACGUACGUGACCGAAUCAGACGAUCCCCUGCUCAUUGAAAGACCACCUGGUGGGGAGCCCAUUUGGAUUCCCUUCUCCUUCAAGUAUAACCACGCCCACAGCGGCUGCAAGGGCAGCCAGUACGUCAAGCGCACCUGGUACAGGAAGUUUGUGGGAGUGAUCCUCUGCAACUCCCUGCGAUACAAGAUCUUCAUGGGGGAGGGGCUGAGGGAGCCGUUCUACAGUAUAGCAGACACGUCCGGCCAGGGGGAGGACCACUGCCAGUUCGUGGACUCGUACUUCGAUGGAAGGACGGGCCCCGUCUACCAGUCCAACGCACUGCCAGCAGCUCAAGGAUUCUACCGUUCCCACCGACAGGAGCCCGUCCGGUUCGGGACCAUCGGACGACGCACCCCCCACCCCUUUGUGGGCUGGUAUGAGUGCGGGGUCCCCAUUCCCGGGAAGUGGUGAUCACAGGAGGGGGGGCGGGAUCACAGGAAGGAGGUUGGGAUCCCAGGAAGUGGGUGAGGAUCACAGGAAGUGGGUGGGGAUCCCAGGAAGCUGUUGGGGAUCACAGGAAGGAGGCGGUGAUCACAGGAAGUAGGUGGUGAUCACAGGAAGUAGGCGGUGAGCACAGGAAGGAGAUGUUUCCAGCGAUGAACGUCAAUAACCGAGGGCUCCUCAGCGCCCCUACCUCCUGCUGGAUUUCAACCCUCAACCUUGUGUGCCAAUGUCAACAAAAACAUUGACUUUUUUUGCUAAAGGACAUUAUGGCAAGUCUAAUAACAAGCUUGAGAGGAAGAAGAAUAUAGUAACUAACUCUAAUGUGUGUCAUGUACAAUGCACUUGUUAUAUUAAGCAGUCUGUAUAUGAGGGGAAAAGAAGCAUGUUGCUCUUGCUCGGUUUAACUCUUUUUGUGUUCCGGAUCGGAAAGCGUCUUUAUUGUACUACCCAACUAUUCAACAGACAGGUCCCUCAAACCGGAGAUCUGAUCUCAUCAGAAAGAAAGAAGGCACACCAUCCACACCAGCAUUCAAACGGGCCGCUUUGGACCAACGAAACACAAACAAAACUGAGAAGAAGGAUGAAUACACCAUGCCCGUUGGCAUUUGAGGCGUGCAUAAGUGUUGACAAAAUGAGUUGAUUUUUAAUCUCACAGUGUAAUGGAAUGGAAAACAAAACCGGUAUUGUGUUUUUUGGAAGAUCCUUUUAGUUGCUUAUUUUGAACCAGAUGCCCGCACACAAAAAGUGUAUGUAUUCAGGAAAAAAAAUUAUAAAUAAAAAUGUUUUUUUUUGCUCAGGAACUGUGGGAGGCUAAAUAAAGGAUGCUAUGGAAA
Messenger RNA from Gadus chalcogrammus (walleye pollock), 1934 nucleotides. RefSeq names its product fibronectin type III domain-containing protein 1-like. NCBI's taxonomy places the organism in Eukaryota, Metazoa, Chordata, Actinopteri, Gadiformes, Gadidae. The transcript has 8 exons. Gene Ontology annotation, molecular function: protein binding. Bases 1 to 1068 code for a protein of 355 amino acids. The record is from RefSeq and is a predicted model, not a curated record.